CUACUGCUAUAAAAUAUUACAAAUAUUUACGACAUUACGAAAACUAGUCUGAGCCGUUACGUUUGGUAUUUUUUUUUUUAGAAACAAGAUAUAUUUCAUUAAAAACAGAUUAUUUACGAUUCAAACAGAUAUGCCUUGCUGGUACUUUGAUAAGAAAGAGAUAAGAAACACACCAACACACAGAGAUGGGAUUGAUCCAACAACAGAAGCCAGGUACAGAAGAGAAGGAGCAAGAUUUAUCAUUGAUGCAGGAACAAAGAUGGGACUGAGAUAUGAUACAUGUGCCACUGGUGUAGUAUAUUUCCACAGAUUUUAUCUUUUCCAUUCGUUCAAAGAUUUCCACAGAUAUAUAACAGCCGCUGGUUGUUUAUUUCUGGCUGGUAAAGUAGAGGAAACACCAAAGAAAUGUAAAGACAUUGUUAAGAUAACACAGAGUAUCCUAUCUCCACAAUUAUUUUCAGUGUUUUCAGAAGACCCUAAGGAAGAAAUAAUGACAUUAGAAAGAAUACUUCUACAGACAAUCAAAUUUGAUUUACAAGUAGACCAUCCUUAUGCUUGCCUGUUAAAGUUUGCCAAACAAGUUAAAAUUGAAAAGGAGAAAUCACAAAAACUUGUACAGAUGGCUUGGACAUUUAUAAAUGACAGUUUAUGUACAACUCUAUGUUUACAAUGGGAACCUGAGGUAAUAGGUAUAUCACUAAUGUAUCUGGCAACACGUCUGGCAAAGUUUGAGAUAUCUGACUGGCAAGGCAAGCCACCAGGAAGUAAAUUAAAAUGGUGGGAAGGGAUCGUCGAAGAUAUCACAGUGGAAUUAAUGGAGGAUAUAUGUCAUAAGGUGUUAGACCUGUACAGUAAAAAUCCCCAGCAACAUGAAGAUUCACCUCCAGUCACACCUAGUAAAUCACACAGACAAACACCCCCACCACCACCUCCGCAGAAACGGAGUGUAAGUAUGACCACUCCAGCAGAUGGAGCACCAGAUAGUAAAUUAGCAAGAGUAGAUAGUCGAACAACAACACCAAAAGUAAAAGAAUCUAAUUCUAGUUCUGAUCUCAGACAAACUGCCAUGGUAAAUGCUGCGUCUAAAUCACAUUCCUCAGAUGACGCAAAUAUACAAACUAUACAGACAGUAGGUGCUGCACAAACUACAGAGUUCUCAUCUUAUAAUCCAUAUAUGUCACGUAGCAUGUACAGUUCAUCAUUCUUGUCAGGAGAGGGUAGUAAAUCUAUACAGAAUUUAAUGAGUGGGGGUGGGGGUGGAGGGGGAGGCUCUGCUGAGAAUUAUCCACCAGGGCAACAAACACCUCAGGGCAUGGCCCACUACUCUCAAUAUCCUCCUGGCUACCAACAGGCAAAUUAUGCACAGGCAGCUCAACAACAGUAUUCUGCCCAGGGGCAAUAUCCUGGAUAUCCACAACAAGCAUAUCCUGCAGGUCAACAGGUUCCUGGUCAACAGCAGGUUUAUCCCCAAGGUGCUAAUUAUCAGCAGUACCAGCAGGGGCAACAACAGUACCCAGGUCAAUAUCCUCCCACAUCAUCAUCAGUUCCAAGUCCUUACAACACAGCAGGAGGUCAACAGGGAUAUCAACAACAACAGCAAAUGAUUAACCAACGUGGUGCCACAUCAAAUGUACCUCGUGGCACAAGUACUCCACGUUCAUCUAAGUCGCAGACACAAUCAUCACAACAAGGUCAAAAUCAGAAUUUAGCAAUGGUACGAAUAACAGGCAGAUGAACAGAUAUAUUCAUUUGAUAUGAAGUGGUGUAAUUAAAUUAAGCACUCAAAAAAGAAUGGAAGGAACAACAUUUCUUUAAAUGAAUUUUUUCCUUGGUGGAAAAAUUAAAUGUAAUAUUUCAUGUAAUGAAAUCAAAACAGUUUAUUGAAUGUUAAAUAAAUUUAUGAAGUGCUAAAAAGAUUCAAGAGUAACAUUAAUUUUACUAGCAAAAAACAAUCAUACUCUUUUCAUCUAUGAAUUUGAACAAGGUAAACCAACACCUGAAGUGGUUAUCGUGCAGUUGGGUAAUACAAAUGUAUCUAUUUAAAAACACAAUAGAUUUUAAGUCAAAUUGAAAUAUUGUAUACCAUUUGUUUAUGUAAGAAUUUUUUUAAAGACAUUAUUUUAAGUUUGUGUGUAAGCAUAGACUAUCAACUAAAUUGUUAACAAUUUUACUUAAACUAUAAAGGACUUUUAAUAUUUCUUUGAAUGGUAUUGUUAAAGUUGUGAGAAACACAGUUUUUAAGAUAUCUGUAUAGAGAUUUUUUAGUUGGCAAAUUGUUUAUAUUUAAUAUUGGCUGUCAGUCAGUUAUGAUUGUACAUGAAGUUCUUUAUAUAAAAUGUAAAAAAAAAUCUGUGUGAAUUUUCCUUAUGCAAAAUACAAGUGUGGUUUGAAGAGAUUUAGAUAUAAUGUUACAUCUGCAACUUUAAGAUUGGAUUUAUAAUAAACUCUAUUAAAGAGAAAACUGACAUAAAGAGGUCUCUAAAAGUUGAAUAUUAAUUUUUUAUGUGCAUCAGUGGGGAGAAAAUGAUGAAAAAUAAAUAAGUAGGUUAUACCAAAACACAUUUAUAU
This is a messenger RNA of Mytilus trossulus (common blue mussel), 2568 nucleotides long. Its product is annotated as cyclin-K-like. The coding region runs from base 131 to 1735 and encodes 534 amino acids. Lineage: Eukaryota; Metazoa; Mollusca; Bivalvia; Mytilida; Mytilidae. Gene Ontology annotation, molecular function: cyclin-dependent protein serine/threonine kinase activator activity. Gene Ontology annotation, biological process: regulation of transcription by RNA polymerase II; positive regulation of DNA-templated transcription, elongation. The record is from RefSeq and is a predicted model, not a curated record. The transcript is spliced from 9 exons. Gene Ontology annotation, cellular component: nucleus; cyclin/CDK positive transcription elongation factor complex.